This is a messenger RNA of Cotesia glomerata, 1472 nucleotides long. RefSeq names its product adenosine deaminase 2-like. Gene Ontology annotation, biological process: inosine biosynthetic process; adenosine catabolic process. Gene Ontology annotation, molecular function: adenosine deaminase activity. Lineage: Eukaryota; Metazoa; Arthropoda; Insecta; Hymenoptera; Braconidae. The record is from RefSeq and is a predicted model, not a curated record.
AUGCGAAAGGAAAAGAAUCAUAUAUUUGGAGCAAAAUUAGUUCUCACUUCAAAUGAAGAUUUGGUUGACAAUCUUCUGAAGAAGUUCAAGAAGAAAGAAAUUGACGAUGCAUUUCUCAGUAAAAUAAAGUUUUUACCAGCCAAAAACUUCAUUGAAGCCCGAGAAGACAUUGAAAAAACUGAUGUCUUCAAAAUAAUAAAAAAGAUGCCAAAAGGAGCCGCGCUUCAUGCGCAUGCCACAGCGAUCGUUUCAGACAAAUGGAUCUAUGAAAAUGUAAUCUUCCGUGAUAAUUUAUAUAUCUGCAUUACGCCUAAAAAAAUAUCUCUUUAAUUUUUUAACAUGCCUACAAAUUAUUGCGAUUGGCAACUACUUAUCGAGUUGCAAAAAAUCAAUCAAACACUUGCUGAAGAAAUAUACUCACGCAUUCGAAAAGAAUUAUCGAUGAUCAUUGAUAACCCGGAUAUCGUAUACCCUGAUGUUGAUUCUUCGUGGAUUAAAUUUGAAAAGAUUUUUGAUUUUGUAAGGCCGCUCCUGCAUUACCGUCCUGUUUUUGAAGAUCAUUUUUAUCAAGGGUUGAAAGAAUUAUAUGAAGACAGAGUCAUGUAUCUUGAACUACGUUCUUCCUUAACUCCACUUUAUGAUUUAGAUGGAAUAAAAUAUGAUUUAUUUGAUGUCAUUAAGCUCUAUAAAGAAAUUACUGAAAGAUUCAUCAACGACUACCCAGAUUUUUCAGGGGUAAAAAUAAUUUAUACAUCAUACCGAAGAAUGUCUUCAGCGAAUUUACAGAAAUGUGUUAAUGACACCAUUAAAUUAAAAAUAAAACAUCCGAAUUUUCUUGCUGGAUUUGACUUGAUUGGGUAAGAAGAGAAAGGAUACUCGAUAGUCGAUCGACUUGAUAUAAUUAAACCUCUAAUUAAUCACGUACGAUUUUUCUUCCACGCUGGAGAGACAGGUUGGUAUGGUUUGGAGACUGAUGAAAAUCUUCUUGACGCAGUUUUGUUGAACACGACACGCGUCGGUCACGGCUAUGCUCUUUUGAAACACCCGAAAGUGUUGCAAUUGAUGAAAACUAAGCACAUAGCCGUGGAAGUAUGUCCCAUUUCGAACCAAGUUUUGGGAUUAGUUGAAGACAUGCGCAACCAUCCAGCGAGCGCUUUGUUCGCUAAAGACUUUCCUGUGGUUAUUUCAAAUGAUGAUCCCGGUUUGUGGGGAGCCAAAGGUCUCAUUCAUGAUUUCUACGAGGCUUUCAUGGGUAUGAUGUCCUUGAAAGCUGGUCUUAAAGCUCUUAAACAACUGGCUCUCAAUUCUUUUUACUACAGCAGUAUGGAUGAUCUUCAGAAACAAAAAACUUAUGACGUCUGGAGGUUGCGAUGGGACAUAUUCAUUAAUGAAAUAAUUGAUCGGUACAAUUUAUCAAAAUAAGUACUUUGAGAACUAAAUCUAAACUAAAUCUAAAUCUUUGUUAAAUGUCA